Messenger RNA from Talaromyces proteolyticus, 2583 nucleotides. RefSeq lists its product as uncharacterized. Bases 1 to 2583 code for a protein of 860 amino acids. The record is from RefSeq and is a predicted model, not a curated record. The transcript has a single exon. Lineage: Eukaryota; Fungi; Ascomycota; Eurotiomycetes; Eurotiales; Trichocomaceae.
AUGGAUUUCCAUCCAGACGACUCCCACGAGUCUGUAAGCCAUAUUCGGCCACCAAAUCCCCCCUUCGUAUUCCCACGAAGGCCCUCCGACGCCAGUAGCGACUAUAUGCCGCCGCCCUUACCAACCUUCUCCUUUAACCCGGGAAAUCUUCAUGCCCCAACGCCAUCUACAUCUGCAAUCACGGUUCCACGACCGGGCGGCCAUCGUCGACGACCGAGUGAACUAAUUGGAGGUGAUGGACCCCCAAGCCCUCGGAUGUUGAGUUCCAGUCCCGGAAAACAAGAUUUAGAUAUAACUGGCGUACCACUUCCUGCUCCAGGACCCCCAGCUCAUGGCCCAAGUCGUCGCGGACAUGCUCAUCGUCGUUCUCAGGCCAUGUCAAGCAUGGAUCUGACGGCAAUGACCAAGGCUGUGCCUCCUACACUAACCGUCGGCAGCGCUCCUACGACUCCGGCUGAUGCAAAGCACGAAUUUCAAGACAAGAUUAUUCAACCGAUGUCUCGCUCCGCUAUUAGUUUACUUCACCACCCCACACCUCCAGAUUCACCCGCCGGACAACCGAUCGAAAACACUCACCCUGACUUUGGAAAUACUCUUCACCCAGAGCCGCGACCACGGCCUGUUUCAAUGAUUUCCAAUGAGACUUCCAGCAGUCUUUCGACUGUCCGCCCUGGCCAUUCUCGUGCUAAUAGUGUGAACCCUCCUGGUCCUAAAGUUGAAAGUUCGUCUCAGCCUCCAAAGAUUCGUCCGAAAACCGCCGAUGCAGCCUCAUUAAUGGUGCUGCGACCGACCGAUCACAUUCCGCUUCCGGAUUUGCCUCUGUUUAGGAGGUCAUCUGUGGGAAAUAGACUUACAGAGCCCUUCCGCCUCUCGUCAGAGGCUGACGAGGCCCCGCAAAAGAAACGCAGCAAGAAGCAAGCCAAGAAAAAGAAACCUUCCGAGCAAUAUAGUAAACACGAAUCUACCAAUAAGAUGUCUCUCGAAGGAGCUGUGGACAUGGCGCGAGAUUUAUCCAGUGACAAGUGGGAGUCAGCGUCCAGCACUCGGUCAGGCGGCGAAGACUGCGGUCGCAAAGUGCGCAAGACUGCCAAGCGGGAUAAAAAAGUGCGUUCGUGGGCCGGUGCGAUAUUUCCAUUAAAGAGCAGGCGCCACCAUGUAAAGAAGGUUUCAAGACGGACCCCAACACCACCGCCGAUUCUUACUCGUACAAAUUCCGUUCAGGGGUCUAUUGAGGUUGACUUCGAUACCGACAACACGGUUAUCAUUCGCACGCCUACCAACCCCAAUGCGCCAACUUCUACUAUCAAGGAGCCGCCGCCACCAGCCGAUGUCGCUUUUGAGAGUUCUUGGAAACCGCGCAGCUUUUACGAACAGAAUAUAGAUAACGACGUCUUCAGCCCAGUCAUCGAUCUCGAUGCCGCCCUGGGUCCUUUCAAUACGCCAGAAAUGAGCUCUGGUCGAGUCGCUGGUAGCGCUUUCUCGCAGGCCACGAAGCGAAUGUACAGCGGCGGUCGACGAGGUGAAUUUGUCGGUCCUGAGAUGCGAUAUCAUCGCCGUGCCGAAAGCGCCCCGGAAAUGCCUCCUAUUGACCGCAGCUCCCUUGGGUUUCCCAGGUUAGGCAGUAACUCGACAAUGGCUCACGCGGACGUCUUUUACGAAGAAGAGGAAGAUGCUUUCCUAGCAGAAAACCAUUUGGCAAGCGACGAGUCUAAUUCAGUAUCAGACGAUGACUCAAUAUCGAGCGUGAUUGAAUCUGAAGUAGAACCUUCAAGCAGCGACACAUUACGUGGUAUUCAAGAGAAUACAAUCCCUCCGGCGGACGAUGGACUCGGAAUUCAUGUAGCUCAACAUACUAUGGCCGAGGAAAAUGUGGAGGAUGGACCAGGGGAUGCCAUUGAUUCCGACGAGUGCAUCGGUACAUCCUCGUAUCACCGUGAAAUGACAAGUCAGAAGUCAGUCGAGAUUUUUGAACCAGAGCAGUGGGCGGCUCCUCGAGUUCCAUAUGCUACCAGUCCAGAUGUAUCUCCACAUAUGUUGCCCAUGGAGAAAAGACCAUACUCUUCGCCACUUGACUUCAGCAGCAGUCUUCCGCAAUUAUCCUUGCCUUCUCGACAACCGUCUAGUUCUGCCUUCCCUUCGCCCGAUCCGUCGAACAUGUCAUUUGAUGGCCCUCAUUCUGCGACCGCAUCGUCAAUGACAGAUCAGACUACAUUCAACCACCCUUUUCAGGACCAAAUGCAGUAUUCGGCUGAAGAUAUUCCAUCUUUGACUAGCAGUGCUUCUACCAAGACCAAUUCUCGGGGACGAUUUUCUGCCAAUUUCUACACACGAACUUCCGGCGAACGACCGGUCUCAUUCUCUAGCCAAUUACCUCCUCGGACAAGUAACUCUACAUCGGCGAAGCGAGCCAGUCUUGUUAGCCUUUCCAGGCUCAUGAGUGGAACGUAUGGCGAAAAGAGUAAACUAUGUCAUGAAGAGAAGCCACCCGCGGACGAGGCUGAGAAUAGCCGCAAGAAAAACCACCGCAUGAGUCGUCGUUUAAUGUUCUGGAAGUCAAAAGACAAGCAAAAAGCGGGUGAUUAA